AGUACAUCAACUACAAUCCCAAAACUUUUUUUAAUGCCACCAGCAUUGAUUUCACCUUCGGAAAAUGACUACAUUCUUCGAGGCGUCGAUUCUAAUAUCCGCGCGGAUGGUAGAGGACGUCUUGAUUAUCGUCAAAUAAUAUUGGAAACCGGUCUUAUCACACAGGCCAGUGGAAGUGCUCGUUGUAGACUGGGAGAAGGAACUGACGUAUUAGUUGGUAUUAAAGUCGAGCUUGGUGCAGUAGAAUUAGAUGGUGCUGACGAAGAUGUUGCUGCAAUAAAAGCUAAACGGGGAAGGGUUGUCUGUAAUGUUGAAUGUUCUCCAAUCGCUUCCCAACAAUUUGCAGGUAGAGGAGCUGACGAUUUCAAUAAUGAGCUCACACAGAUGUUGGAUCGCGUGUUGAAUGGCCCGCAAGGUGGUUUAAAUCUUGAAAAACUCUGUAUCAUUCCCGGACAGCAAUGUUGGAUUGUUUACAUUGAUGCCAUAGUUUUAGACUAUGCUGGAAAUAUAUUAGAUACAAUAUUUAUGGCUACACGAGCUGCUCUUUAUAAUACGAAAAUACCGAAGACAAUUAUACAGGAUCGUGGUGACGGUGAAAUAGAAUUUGAUAUAUCAGAUGAUGAAGAAGAAUGGGAGAGAAUUGAAGGUUGGGACAAGGUUCCUGUUGCUAUCACUUUGAACAAGAUCGGGUCACGUCAUAUUGUGGAUGCUACGCCAUUAGAAGAACUUACGACAGAAGCUAAACUGCUUGUGACAGUAAAUAAGGAUGGUAAAGUUUGUGGACUUCAAAAGAGUGGUGGUGGAAGCAUAAAUCCAAGUUUGUUAAAUGACAUGGUGCAGACAGGACGAUCACUAGGUCAAAGCUUGAUACAAAGUUUGGAUGAAAUGCUCCAACGAGAAGAAAAUGAUAUUAAUCUGAAACGAGCGCGAAAAGAACGCAUAGAGAAGCUUGGAUUUUUUGCUGCGAUAUAAAAUGAUCAAAUAACAUGUUUUAGUUUUUUUUUUAUUUCAAAUAAAAAUGAAUGUUGCACAAUAUGAAAUCAUUUGACGACAUAGAUCAUAUGAUGUAUAGAAUCAUC
This is a messenger RNA of Rhizophagus irregularis DAOM 181602=DAOM 197198, 1079 nucleotides long. RefSeq lists its product as uncharacterized. Gene Ontology annotation, biological process: U5 snRNA 3'-end processing; nuclear polyadenylation-dependent mRNA catabolic process; exonucleolytic trimming to generate mature 3'-end of 5.8S rRNA from tricistronic rRNA transcript (SSU-rRNA, 5.8S rRNA, LSU-rRNA). Gene Ontology annotation, molecular function: mRNA 3'-UTR AU-rich region binding. Gene Ontology annotation, cellular component: cytoplasmic exosome (RNase complex); nuclear exosome (RNase complex). NCBI's taxonomy places the organism in Eukaryota, Fungi, Glomeromycota, Glomeromycetes, Glomerales, Glomeraceae. The record is from RefSeq and is a predicted model, not a curated record.